GCGUGAGCAGCGUGCGGUGUCUGAGUUUCUGGGUGUCCUCAGCUUUCCAGGUAAAAUAUGGCUAAAAGUUUACGGAGUAAGUGGAAAAGGAAGAUGCGUGCUGAAAAGAGAAAAAAGAAUGCCCCAAAGGAGCUCAGCAGACUUAAAAGUAUUCUUAAAGUAGAUGGUGAUGUUUUAAUGAAAGACGUUCAAGAGACAGCAACUGUGGUGGAACCCAAACAUUGUCAAGAGAAAACGCAAUGUGUGGUGAAAGAUGAAACAGAUGACAUGAAAAUGGAGACUGAUAUUAAGAGAAACAAAAAGACUCUUCUAGACCAGCAUGGGCAGUACCCCGUACGGAUGAACCAGAGGCAAAGAAAAAGGCUGAAAGCAAAGCGAGAGAAAAAGAAAGGAAAAAGCAAAGCAAAAGCUAUCAAGGCAGCGAAGGGUUUGGCCUGGUAGACCCUUAAAAACUUGAAAAAUGCCACAUGGGACAGGUCUUUGAUUAGAAUGUAUACAUUGAUUUCAGCUUCCACCAAAUGGAAACUUUGUUUCCAUUUUUUAACUUGGCCUUUUUCUUCAAUUCAAGCCCAAGGUAACUCCUCAAAUUUGUCUUGGUAACCUGAAUAAAAUAUUUUCUUUGAUGAAUGAAAGCUACACUGAUAUUUUAAUUGAAUGCUGUCCAAUA
Messenger RNA from Balaenoptera acutorostrata (minke whale), 667 nucleotides. RefSeq names its product protein LLP homolog. Gene Ontology annotation, molecular function: RNA binding. Gene Ontology annotation, biological process: dendrite extension. The transcript has a single exon. Gene Ontology annotation, cellular component: nucleolus. The coding region runs from base 58 to 441 and encodes 127 amino acids. The record is from RefSeq and is a predicted model, not a curated record. Lineage: Eukaryota; Metazoa; Chordata; Mammalia; Artiodactyla; Balaenopteridae.